Capsella rubella is the source of this 1161-nucleotide messenger RNA. Its product is annotated as TLC domain-containing protein 2. Gene Ontology annotation, biological process: regulation of membrane lipid distribution; membrane assembly; plasma membrane organization. The transcript has 3 exons. Lineage: Eukaryota; Viridiplantae; Streptophyta; Magnoliopsida; Brassicales; Brassicaceae. The record is from RefSeq and is a predicted model, not a curated record. The coding region runs from base 88 to 954 and encodes 288 amino acids. Gene Ontology annotation, cellular component: plasma membrane.
CAUCGGAGCUUGCUGCUAAGAAAAAAAGCCAAUCGAAUCGAAUUUAGGGUUCAACUUUGCCGGAUUUAUCAAGAGAGAGGGGUUUCUAUGGGGAGGAACGGGAUUGGGAGCACGGGAGGGAAGAAGAAUGGGGCUGGGCAGUUCUUUCUAGCGACGCUGCUUCUUUGGCUUGUCUCCGUCGUGUUUGAGAUUGUUUUCAAUCUCCGGACCGAGCUUCUCUGGGUUAUUUGCGGUGGAGUCUUCUUUCAAUUGAUAAAUUGGGUGGUUCGUUCAUGGAUUUCUCGUGACCCUCUUUUUGUUAACACCUCUGUCUCGCUUUUGCACUCUAUUAUCACCUCAGCUUCAGUGGUUUUCAUUCUGCUCAAUCAAUACUUAGCCAAAGGGUUAGACGAGAUGUUCGAUCAUUCUGAGUUGGUUGGUGGUAGUUGGAAAUGGGCAUACCCAGCUUUGUGUUUCUCAUGCGGCUACUUUGCUUACGACCAGUGGGAUAUGCUUCAGUACCGAUUAUAUAGCGGCUUAAUACCUUCCAUUCUAGUUCACCAUCUCGUCCUCCUUGUUUGCUUCACAUUGGCUCUCUACCGAAAUGUAACUAUCAAUUACCUGAUUCUUACUCUCAUUUGUGAGAUGAAUUCGAUCUUUCUACAUGUGAGGAAGCUAAGGAGAAUGGCAGGAAUCCGAGACAGUAACACAGGAUUAGUGAAACUGGAGUGGGUACUGAACUGGAUAGCCUUUGUGUUUGCGAGGUGCAUUCCUCAUAUUCUCAUCACUGUCAAGCUAAUCAAAGACGCACACAAGUUUGGGAAAGGCGUGGAGUUACCGCUAGCUCUGUCUGGUAUGGUGGGAAUGAACAUUCUCAACGUCGGCCUAGGAUUGGAUCUGUUUCAUGCUUUUAGAAGAGAGAGAAGUGCCAAAAGAAAUCAAGAGAACAUCAAUCAUCACAACCAUGGAGAAUAGUAGCCAACUUAGACGCCAUUCGCUGCAGAAUCUAUGGAUUGUUCACUUGUUGUAUGACUACGACCCAAUCAUCCGUUGUUUAUAUCUCUGAAGUUGUAUUCAGCUUAAAGGGAAAAAAAAAAACUAUUUGUACAUGUUAUUUAUUGAUGAUUACAAAUUUUAGGCUUACUCGGUGUUUCAAAUUCAAAUAAAGAGUUUUUGGUUCGA